Messenger RNA from Sander lucioperca (pikeperch), 5619 nucleotides. It is a transcript of the gene uimc1, whose product is annotated as ubiquitin interaction motif containing 1. Gene Ontology annotation, molecular function: K63-linked polyubiquitin modification-dependent protein binding; histone binding. Gene Ontology annotation, cellular component: BRCA1-A complex. Gene Ontology annotation, biological process: positive regulation of DNA repair; double-strand break repair. The record is from RefSeq and is a predicted model, not a curated record. The transcript is spliced from 22 exons. NCBI's taxonomy places the organism in Eukaryota, Metazoa, Chordata, Actinopteri, Perciformes, Percidae. The coding region runs from base 162 to 3317 and encodes 1051 amino acids.
ACCGUGAUUACCGUUAGGUUCAUUGUUGUUUUAUGUAGCUGUGGAACAAAUAAGCACACAAAUAGCUAAUGUAUUUUUAAGUACACGGUAAAUUAUUCAGAAAGUCGAAAUUACGAACUUUAUUUGCCGUUUUUAGGGUCUCGUGUGGUCAGAAUGUUUGCAUGUCAACCGAUGUCCUCGCGCCGUUUUCUCAGGAGAGGACCAGGAUGGCUCUAAGGAAGCAAAUACUCAAGGAUGCCAGCGACGUUCCCUCUGGAAGCCAACAGAUUGGCGAAAACACACAGGAGGACGAGGCUCUCGACGACAGAGACGACAAUGACUUCUCACCAUCGCUUCAGUUGUCAUCAUCAAGACAAAAACGCAAGAGAGAGAGGGAAAACAAAUCCAAACCCAAAGAGAUGACCGAGGAGGAGAUGAUGGACUUGGCUCUGCGUCUGAGUGAAAAGGAAGCCAGUGCCGCUGCGUUCAGACAGCAGCAGGAGGAAGAGGCCAUGAUGAAAGCCAUCCAAGAGAGUAUGGUCAGCCCGACCCAACCGUGCCCGCCGCCCCAAAGUCAGAGCCUGCUCACCGAUGCCGGAGCUUUGCUCAGGCUCUGCUCUCGCCGGAAACUCGUGUACUCAAACGGGAAGACGGCGUCUGCCGUCGAUCAGGGAGCAUCGGAGGAUGUCUGCACACCAGAGACAGGCCUGAACCGAAGAGCAAAAGGAACUGGAGAUGAAAGUAAUAACAGGAAUAAAAAGCGGAAAAGGAAAGAAGGAAGUCCUCUGCUGGAGAUGCCAGACUCUCAGGCUUCACCCUGCAGCUCAGAGUGUAUCUCCGUGCCUCUGGACUCGCCACUGAGCUCUGACUCGACCCAGAUCGAAGAUUCUCAGCUCCAGAAAUCCCCCGUCUUCCCCUCCACUGGCUACAGAGCCGAGGUUCACGUCCCCCGGCUGAGCCAGAACCUGCUGGAAACCUACAGAACCUCAGGGUUUGUGUUGUGCUCUCAGGACAGUUGUACCUCGACUCGAACGUCUCCGCCUGCUCAACCCACGAGCCCGACGUUUCCCAAAAGCCCCACACGCUCCAAUAACCUCACUCUGUCCAAGAGCCCUGUCUUCUCAGAGACUGAUCAGGGAGAGGAUGAAGAGACGGAGCAGGCGCCCGAGUAUUUUAUAAGUCCAGUGUUUGGCAGGAAUACUCAGCACGAGACGUCUCCAAGUGCCUGCCAACCCCAGGUCGGUGUCUGUAACUCAGGGUUCACGUGCUCUUCUCAGGAGAGUUUAACCUCCUCUGUGAGGUCGGCAUCCCGUCGGCCUAAAAGUCCAGUAUUCCCAAAAAGCCCCGGCCUUCCCCGGAACCCCCCUCCCCCUGAAAGAUCAGCAACCUGUGAAAGUCCUGUAUUCUCAGAGGCUGACGGAGGACAGACGGAGCAGAGUCAUGGGUAUUGUGCAAGCCCAGUGUUCGGCAUGACUGGACGACGACGACGACAGAGUCACCUCGAUGAGCCGAAGCCCUCUGUGAGUCCUUCCGCUGCAGAGCUCAUAGGUUCAGACAGUGACGGGGAUUCAACCGUUACCGGGGAUCCAUCUCAGAGUCUGGCGCAGGGCAGCAAGACUGAUCACAGUCAAGACGCCAGCUUUAAGAAGCCAUCUGAGUCAGAUGAUGCAGAGGAGGAGCUGAAUGAAAUAUCCAAAGACUGGAACUCAGCCGCGACAGAGCUGACCAGCGAUAUGGUGCUGCGCUGGUCUGACGAGGACGAGGACGUCACGCCGGUGGGCUCUCCCAGCCCGGUCUUCCCAGAGGAGAGACCUGUUCAUCAGGGAGGCAGCCAGGCUGCUUCAGCUUCCCCAGAGCUGAACUGCAGACCUUCUAACUCUUCCACAUCCACCGGCCGACAGCAGCUUUCCACCACAGAGCGAGAACCUCGGCCAAUCAGCAGUCAGGGAGCGGUCAGCAGGGCGUCUGCCCCGCCUGGGGAGCCUGCAGGUGGGCCAAUGGUGCACUACUACUGGGGGGUUCCCUUCUGUCCACGAGGCCUGGACCCAGACAAAUACACACAGGUGAUCUUGGCUCAGAUGGAGGUGUAUGAGAAGAGUCUGAAGCAGGCUCAGAGGUGUCUGCUGAGGAAGGCUGAGUGGGGGGAGGCCGUCCUGCCGCAGCCAGAGAAAUCUCCUUCACCUGAGUCGCCUCCUGAGUCACCUCAACAGUUUGUUACUCGAAGGCGUGGCCUCAGACUGAGAGACAAACAGCUGUCUGAAGCAGCAGAGUCUCCUCCAGCUGAGGCAAAGGAUGAAGAAGAAGACAAAAAGAAGGAAGAGGAGGAAAGAGAGAGCAAAGAAGAGAAGAAUGAGGAGAGGGAAGAAGAAGGACAGGAUACCGAUGACUGUGAGGUUUGUCCAGAAACCCAACUGAGUGACGACGACAGGACGCAAGAUCUGAUGAUGGCGACUGACGCUGGAGCAGAGUCUGACUGUAAAAUGAGUCCAGAGCUGCCAGAGGUCGAGAUGAUUCUCCCAAAUGAUUCUCCAGCUGAACAGGAGCUGCAGCCGGAGGAGGAGAUGGAGGUGGAGGUGGACGCCCCAGUGGACAGAAAGACGAAGGGAAACAUCCCUGUUAACAGCAGCCAUGUUAGAGGACAACGUGUGAGAAAAGAGGAGGUAGAGGAGGACGGCGAGGAUCCAGAUGUGGAGGAGAUAGAGGAUCCACGGCUUAAAAGGUCAACGUCUCCUGAACUGGAACCAGCCGGUGUUACUCAGAGCCCCAAAACCAAAGUGGACUGUCCCAUCUGUCAGGGCUCUUUCCCGGUGAUGCAGAUCGAGAUGCACGCUGCGUUCUGCGAUGGGGAGGUGGCCGUCGUGGACGAGAGGAGGCACGAGAAAAACUGCUUCCAAGUGUCGUUGAAGUCACUCAGGAAGAGAACAAGGAGAGCAGAGGUGACUGCUGAAGAGACUAACGAACCCUCCAACAUUAACAGUUAUGAGAAAUGUUUCAUCUGUCAAAAAGCUGUUCCGCUGAAAGACUACAGCCGACACACAGAGUUCUGCCUCCAACGGCAGAAGUCAAAGACUGCAGCAAAGGGAAAUCUGCUGUCAGCUCUGGAGCAAACCGAGAGCAGAGGUCCGGAGGCCGGGCCGUCUGGAUCCAAACUCCAGCCAGGAGAGGUCAUUGAUCUGCGGGAUGAUGAUGAUGAAGAGGACGAGGAAGGCGGCGUUUCAACACUACGGAUCAGUAACUCUCCCAUCAGAUCCUUCACUCCGAUCUCAGAGGCCAGCGGCUGCCUCAUCGACUUCAAGAAACAGCAUCGAGCCAAGACACUGCGCCAAAGACGAAGAUGAGGACGACUUCCUGCAGACUGGCGCUGCUGACUGAAAAUACUGGAACCAGAGCCUUAACUAAGACCCCAUCAGGUUGGAUGUGACAUUACGGUUAGAAAAGACUUGUUUUGAAACACCUUCCUGAUGUCACAUAUUUAUGCAGAUAAACAGUGACCAACUGAGCACUUGAAUGUUCAAAGGAAACCACAUUCUGACUCUUUUGUGCCACUAAAUGUUACGUUUGUUUCCGUUGAAGGUGUUUCAGACUACCUCUUUAUGUAUUGAACAUUUUCUUUUUUGUAACUUUAGUUUAAUAUCUGUCUCAUGUCUCAACCCUCAGAGUGUAAAUCAAAUGAAUACAAACAUUUCACUGGCUCACUUGAAGUAUGAAAAGUGAAGUUGUUUGUAGCCGUGCUACCUGAGAGGCUACAGAACUGAUCCGUCAGUCCACAACUGGGGUCUGAAAUAUCUCAACAACUACUGGAUGGAGUGCCAUUAAACUUUUCAUAACAUUCAUGUUUUCCAUCAGAUAAAUCCAACUGACUUCGGUGAUCCUCUGAUCUUUUCUCUAGCGCCACCUGCAGGUCAAAACAUUUUACAGUUUAUGACAGAAAACCGCUAAAGCUAAUGACUGAAUUCAGCCUCGUGUGUACUUAAAUGCCAACACAACAUGCCAAAUAUUGGCUUGCUGACCUGCUAAGUGUUAGCGUGUGGAAAUGCUAACAUGAACCAUGCUAAUGUUAGCAUGUAAAUGUACUAAAUUGUCAUCAUGCUAAUGUUAAGUGUUAAACAUCAGCAUGCUACACUAAAAUGUGUUACAAACCUCAUAAUAUUGGAAAUGUGCGAUGCUAACUGUACACAUGUUCACAUGCUAGCUUGUCCGUGCUGAUGUUAGCAUUUUAGCUAACGUUUAGCUAAUGCAAAUAUUACAAGCUACGUGAUUCUACCCUGAUUCUGGACCGCUGACUCACAUCUGAUUGAUUGGUGGACAAACAACCAGCCAAUCAGAGCUCUGUAGGCAGAUGUCAGAGCCAGAAAAAUGGAAACAAUUCGAGCUUCAACUAACAAGUAUUUUCAUUAUCAAUUCAUCUACAGAUUAUCUUCUUGAUUAAUCAGUUUUUGUUUUGUCUUUAAAAUGUCAAAAAGAAAUAGUAAACGGUGUAAUUUCCUACCAAGAGUCCAAAGAUAUUAAUUUAACAAUCAUAUCAUGACAAAGAAGAGCAGAAGAAUCACAUUUCAGAAGCUGGGACCUGGGAAAGUGUCACAUUUUUGUGAUUAAUUGAUUAUCUAAGUAGUUGCCAACUAAUUUUCCAACUAAUGUAUUAGUUGACGUAUUGUUUCAGCUCUUUAUGUUUGAGAUGGAUGCAGCUGUGCAGCUUGAAAUUAUUCCUUCAGUCAACAAUGGACUGAAUAAUGAAGAGAACACAAAAUGGCAAUACAAUCUGAUUCAUAAUUUAGCUCAAAUGUAGCUUUCCUACAUGCAAACAUCCGAUCUUAAGGUACCUUAACAUUUAGCAUGUUAACAAACCAGCAUUAGUGUUCAGGGCAAAGCACAGCUGAGACUCUGAGAUGUCCUUCAUUGGCCACCGUACAUAUGAUAAACCCUUUUUUUAUUUACAUUACGAUAUGGCUUUUCUGCUGGCACCACCCUCAGGACAAACAUUACUUUUUAUAGAGCUAAGAAUAAAGUUGUCUCUCCACUUUCCAUUUAUCCAACAGUUACAGGUUCUGGUCUGCUAGGAGACACUCAUAAAUGAGGAGAAAUGUCUUUUGUUCAAUGCACGUCUCCAGUUGGAUCAGUGAAAAUAAAAACAUCUCCAGAUUUGAUGCAGUCGAAUGUUAGCAUUUGUUAGCAUAUUAAAUGGGAAUCAAACCCACCUGCUGUGAGAUGUCACGUCACCUGUUCUCACUACGACUCCAGCAUGCAGGAUGCUGAAGCAAGUGCAAUGAAGCAAUACUGAAACCUCUGAAUUUCCCCUUUAAGAUCAUAAACUGCCUGCUGAGGGUCAAAGCUUUGAAAGUGGACGUAACCUGUUUCUGUAAUGAUCACAUUUGCACCCAAUCAACUCAAAAAUGUUAAUACUGUAAAAUAAUUUUGUUUCAUUAAGAACAGUUAAUUUGAGUGUUUUUUUCUUUACUGUGGACCAUUUUUAUCAAUCAAAAUAUUUCCUGCAAAGUUGAUAGAAAUAUCAUUUGCUUGUCCUUUUUUUGUAUUUGACUGCUCAAUGCUCAGAGUAUCGGCCAUGAAUACUGUAUUAGCACUUUAGAGUUACAUUUCCUAGUUGUCCGACUUGAUGAAGUAAAGUCACUGUAACGCACUAAA